Molecule: messenger RNA, 261 nt
Organism: Porites evermanni
Lineage: Eukaryota; Metazoa; Cnidaria; Anthozoa; Scleractinia; Poritidae
Source: the annotation of a GenBank genome assembly
AUGGACGCAACUGUGAAGGUAGCGAUCAGUUAAAGCUCGAAUGCAGCUGUCAAACUCCUAAAGGAGUUCUUAUUCUCUCUGACACACUGAUAACAAAACUUUGAUUUUGUUGGUUUACAGGGGUGUUACAUAAUCAAUCUUGCGCAUGCGCAGUGCAUACACUUAAGCACAUGUUUCUCUGCGACCGAGCUUGUGGUCAUAGAGAGUCGGAGGAUUAUUAAAAACAAGUGUUUUGGUCUAAUGCGUACAUUUUCAUGGUGA